AUGGAUAUUGACUUGAAUAUAAUCAAUAGCUCAGGAUUUCAAGUAACUGAGUUCAUUCUUAUGGGAUUCCCUGGCAUUCAUGAGUGGCAGCACUGGCUCUCCCUGCCCCUGGCUCUGCUCUACCUCUUAGCUCUUGGUGCCAAUCUUCUCAUCAUGAUCACCAUUCAACAUGAUACCAUGCUACAUGAGCCCAUGUAUCACUUACUGGGCAUAUUGGCAAUAGUGGAUAUCGGCCUGGCCACCACCAUUAUGCCCAAGAUCCUGGCCAUCUUCUGGUUUGAUGCCAAGGCCAUCAGCCUCCCUGAGUGUUUUGCUCAGAUCUAUGCCAUUCACUUUUUCAUGUGCAUGGAGUCGGGCAUCUUCCUAUGUAUGGCAGUAGAUAGAUAUGUAGCCAUUUGUUAUCCCCUUCGGUAUCCUUCCAUAGUCACUGAAGCUUUAGUGGUCAAAGCUACACUGUCCAUGGUGCUCAGGAAUGGCCUAUUGACCAUCCCAGUCCCUGUACUGGCCACCCAGAGACACUACUGCUCCAGGAAUGAGAUUAACCACUGCCUGUGCUCUAACUUGGGGGUCACCAGUCUGGCCUGUGAUGACAUUACCAUUAACAGAUUUUACCAGUUGGCCUUGGUCUGGGUUGUGGUUGGGAGUGAUAUGGGCCUUGUCUUUGCUUCUUAUGCUUUGAUUAUUUGCUCAGUGCUGAGGUUGAACUCUGCUGAAGCAACAUCUAAGGCCCUGAGUACCUGCAGCUCCCACCUCAUCCUCAUUCUCUUUUUCUACACAGCUAUUAUUGUAGUCUCUGUUACUCACCUGGCAGGAAGAAGGAUUCCCCUUAUCCCGGUUUUCCUCAAUGUGCUGCAUAUUGUCAUCCCCCCAGCUCUUAACCCCAUGGUAUAUGCCCUUAGGACACAGGAGCUGAGAAUGAGCUUUGAAAAGCUGCUUGAGCAUGUGUCCAGGAAGUAA
Carlito syrichta (Philippine tarsier) is the source of this 957-nucleotide messenger RNA. Its product is annotated as olfactory receptor 688-like. Gene Ontology annotation, molecular function: olfactory receptor activity; G protein-coupled receptor activity. Lineage: Eukaryota; Metazoa; Chordata; Mammalia; Primates; Tarsiidae. The record is from RefSeq and is a predicted model, not a curated record. The transcript has a single exon. Gene Ontology annotation, biological process: G protein-coupled receptor signaling pathway. Bases 1 to 957 code for a protein of 318 amino acids. Gene Ontology annotation, cellular component: membrane.